This is a messenger RNA of Gongylonema pulchrum, 354 nucleotides long. The record is from the annotation of a GenBank genome assembly. Lineage: Eukaryota; Metazoa; Nematoda; Chromadorea; Rhabditida; Gongylonematidae.
AUGGGUAGUAACGAUAAUAAUGCUGAAGUUGCGUCCGGCGGCUGCCCUUUUCGGUUGGCGCAUUUUGAACAUUUCGCAUCGGCCAUGAUCCAACGGACCCUGGAAUGGGGCGAAAAGAAGGAUCGAAAUGAAAUCACUCAAACCGCCUGGACAAAAAUUGUUCUGUUUGUAACCGAACAAAUCCGCGAAGGCUAUCAAGAAGCGAUCCGUGAAGAGAGGCGAGCACGGCAUCAGCAGCAGCGCCAGAUUGAAAUUUACGUUUUUUUUUUUUGCAAAAUUCGCGUUGAAUUUGCUGAAGAAAUGAAUCCGGUGCUGCGUAAUGUGCGCAUUCAGUGGACUACCUUUUUUGGCUAA